AUGGCGUGGCCGACGCGGCGCGAGUUCUGUCGGGAAGCUGAGAUGGACUUCGUCACGUAUUUGUCCGUCUGUCGGUCGUCGAGCUGCGAUCUGUGCUCGCAGCGCCACCACGGGUCGGCGGACUCGCACAGGGACCCGAUCAGGCAGCACUUCAACAUGUACAAGAAUCAGAUGGAUUUGGAGGAGGAACCCCUACCACCACCACCACCGCCCCCAAUCUCCACAAUCCCCGAUGAGCGCCACCUAGUGGAGAGGCACGACAGUGAGCGCCACCAUGUGGAGAGACACGACAGUGGGCGCCAGCAUUUGGAACGCCAUGGCAGUGAGCGCCACCAUGUGGAGAGACACGACAGUGAGCGCCACCGUGUGGAGAGACACGACAGUGAGCGCCACCUAGUGGAGAGACAUAACAGUGAUCGCCAUCGUGUGGAGAGACACGACAGUGAGCGCCAGCGCUUAGAACGCCAUGGCAGUGAGCGCCACCAUGUGGAGAGACACGACAGUGAGCGCCACCUAUUGGAGAGACACGACAGUGGGCGCCAGCAUUUAGAACGCCAUGGCAGUGAGCGCCACCAUGUGGAGAGACAGGACAGUGGGCGCCACCUGGUGGAGAGACAUGACAGUGGGCGCCACCUAGUGGAGAGACACGACAGCGGGCGCCACCUGGUGGAACAUCACGGAUUGGAACGGCGGGACAGCGAACGACACCGACAGGUCCCUUCCUCCAUUCCGAUUGACCUCUCUGUGACCUCCAUGAUGGCGGACGGCCGACUUACUCAGGAUGGCGGCCGACAUCAGAGCAUCCCGACGGCAGCUUCGGAAGACGGCCACCAUGCGGCGCUGCACGCGGACGGCCGCUACGUCGUCGCCCAGCUGCCGGCGGACGAGCGAAUCUGGCCACCGGCGGCAGCACCGGUCUCGGAGAGAUACGGCGUGGCGGCAGCGACGGUAGCAUCGCCCGAGCGUCAUCAGCGUUCGUUGUCCGACGAGCGACAACAGAGGGCGCCAAAGUCGGGCGGCGGCGAGCACCAGAGGGCGUCGUCGUUCACGACGGCCGACGGCCGGCAGCGCCCCCUGGCGGCGGGCUACGCGGCGGCGGCCGUCCACCACCGGACGGGUUCGUUCACGAAGGCCGACGAACACCAGAGGGCGCCGAUGUCGCUCGCCGAGAUUCGCUACUCGAUGCCGUCCGGAGCGGCUGGAAGCGCAGGCGGAGCGUGA
Molecule: messenger RNA, 1221 nt
Organism: Priapulus caudatus
Lineage: Eukaryota; Metazoa; Priapulida; Priapulimorpha; Priapulimorphida; Priapulidae
Product: histidine-rich glycoprotein-like
Exons: 4
Coding region: 1-1221 (406 amino acids)
Source: RefSeq, a predicted model, not a curated record